AUGCCUUUGGGGUGUGCAGCAGCCGUUGUCGCGGCCAUGGCGGCCGUGCUCAUGAAAAGCCAGGGAAUUGCCAGUGAGAAUUGGGGCUGGCUACAUUUGCCAGCGGCUGUGUUCCCCAGCCUUCACCAGUUUUUGGAGGACGAGUAUGAACCUCUGGUUGAGAAGCACGAAGAAACUUGCCGGACCACGGUUGAGGAAGUCUCUCCCUCGGCCUAUGCCAACGGUACGGUUCCGUCCUGGCCCACGGUGUGCAGGAAUUGUGUCUCGAAGGAGGGUGCGAAGUUCAAGGUCCUCCAGCUGUUCGGGAACAAGCGCCAGGAUCGCUUUCUGCCCUGUGAGAUGGAGGCCAAGCCGGUGCUGGGUGAGAUGCCGCCGUGCCUGGACGUGACUCUCAACGAGUCGAUCAAGACUCUGAACCGUGACAAGGGGUGGCUAGUUUUUACCCAAAACCUCCGUGGGGAUGCAGGCAUCGAGGAGGCCAACUUGUCGAGGAGCCUCGGAGCAGCGCCCGAGCUGCUGAAGCUCGAUGAGAUAAGCGCCAGCCCAGCAGUUCUGGCUUUGAGCGUCGGGAACACUACUCCCGUGGAAGACUUCCACAGCCACUUCGACUUCUUCAUGUUCUUUAACCUUGCGGGCACGAAGCUGUUUCAGCUACUGCCACCCUUCUUCAUGGGACGGGCGCAAGUGGCUUGGAGCGGCCUCUCCUUCGUCUCGCAGAAGUGCCCCAAGACGAGCUGCAUCAUCGAGGUGGUGCUGCAGCCCGGUGAUGUACUCGUCGUGGACAGCUGGUGGUUGCACCGCACGGUCCCAAUUCCGAGUGGCACCCCGGACCCUGCUAGCCACAUGGGCUACGGCCGGCAUCUGGCCAAAAGAACAAGCCUUGCGGGGCAGCUUGACAACAUGGCACAACGGCUUUUUGGUCCGCAUUCCUGGCUUGAAAGGUUGCUUGUGGGCAAGCCGGUCUUGCCACCGUACGCCUGA
Messenger RNA from Symbiodinium sp. CCMP2592, 981 nucleotides. Lineage: Eukaryota; Dinophyceae; Suessiales; Symbiodiniaceae. The record is from the annotation of a GenBank genome assembly.